This is a messenger RNA of Cannabis sativa, 898 nucleotides long. RefSeq lists its product as uncharacterized. Lineage: Eukaryota; Viridiplantae; Streptophyta; Magnoliopsida; Rosales; Cannabaceae. The record is from RefSeq and is a predicted model, not a curated record. The transcript has a single exon. The coding region runs from base 103 to 801 and encodes 232 amino acids.
CCAUUUCCAACCUACCAUUUCUUCCCUAUAUAUAAGGCACUUGAUCUCAAUCAACACAUCAAAUAUUUAUCAAAGUAUACAUAUACACAAACAAAACCAACCAUGGCUGAUCACCCUUUCAUUUCCCUUUCUUUACUAGUAAUUAUCCUAGCCGUGGCUAGCUUAGACAACAUCCAUGCAGUUGUUCAAUACGAGGUCAUAAACAAAGCCGAAACAACCAAUGGUGGCAUCAGAUUUAACAACGAUAUUGGAGCUGAAUACAGCAAGCAAACUCUAACCACAGCCACAGAGUUCAUAUGGAGGUUGUUCCAACAAAACACGGACGCAGACAGAAAGAAUGUGCCCAAAAUCACCUUGAUCAUCGAGGACAUAGACGGUGUAGCCUUCGCUACCAAUGGAGAGAUCCAUGUUAGCGCAAGGUACAUCGGGGGCUACACUGGAGAUCUCAAGAGAGAGAUCUCGGGUGUUCUUUUUCAUGAGAACACUCAUAUUUGGCAGUGGAAUGGUAAGGGGCAAACUCCAGGGUGGUUGAUAGAAGGAAUUGCUGAUUUUGUGAGGUUGAAGUCUGGGUAUGUACCUGGACAUUGGGUUAAGCCAGGGCAAGGGAGUAAGUGGGACAAAGGGUAUGAUGUUACUGCUAGGUUUUUGGAUUAUUGUAAUGAUCUUAGGAAUGGGUUUGUAGCUGAGCUUAACAAGAAAAUGAGUAAUGGUUAUAGUGAUAAUUUCUUUGUUGAGUUGCUAGGGAAAAAUAUUGAGCAGUUGUGGAAUGAUUACAAGGCCAAGUAUGGGAAUAUUAGCUGAAUUUAAGUAAUUAUGAGUAAUGUAAUAAGGAUGUUAUAAUAUGUAUACUACUAUAGUUAAAUAAGUUUUAUAAUAAAACAUGACCAAUUCGAUUUUA